AUGGCAGAAAAGCAUCUGGAUAGUAACUUCUCUUCUGAAGAAACAGAUCGCAAAACCAAGAUGUCAGCCGCCCCUGAUCUAUCCAAAGUCGAAAGCCACACUGUCGGCGACAUCCAGUUCGUUGAAUCAGCUGGCACCAAGCGCAACAUCAAAUCUCGACAUGCCCAGAUGAUAGCCAUCGGCGGAACGCUUGGUACAGGUCUUUUCGUCGGCGCCGGGCAGGCACUCGUUAUCGGCGGCCCAGCAUUUACCUUCAUCGCAUACUGCCUGACCUCACUUCUCGUCUAUUGCGUCGUCUCAGCAAUCAUGGAAGUCGCUACCUUCCUUCCGCUCUCCGGCUGCUCCAUGGCAUAUUAUGCAAAUCGAUUCGUAUCCCCAUCGGUGGGAUUCGCGCUUGGCUGGCUAUACUUUUACUCUUUUGGAAUCCUCGUGGCCUACGAGAUCACAGCUGCAUGCAUAGUGAUAGGUUUCUGGCCUAAUAAUAUUCAUAUUGCUGUGUGGAUCACAAUCAUGAUGUUGCUCAUCAUUGGACUCAACCUCUCACCUGUUGGAGUGUACGCUGAGACCGAGUUCUGGUUCGCCGGCAUUAAAGUGGUCAUGAUCACUGGGCUAUUGCUCUUGGCCUUCAUACUCGCAUUGGGAGGUGGUCCAACACACGAUCGCUUAGGCUUCCGAUAUUGGAACAACCCCGGUGCGACGAAAGAAUAUAUCGUUGGCGGUCCCGGUGGACGCUUCACAGCAUUUCUCUACGUCUGGGUAUUCUCCGGAUUCUCCUUUUACUUCGGCCCCGAACUCAUCGUCUUCACAGCCGGCGAAAUGCGAAAUCCACGCAAGAACCUUCCUAAAGCAGGUCGACGCUUCUUCGGCCGCCUGAUGGCUUUUUAUGUGCUGGGAUCACUAGCAAUCGGCGUUAUUUGCAGCUCGAAUGCAGAAGGUCUCACUUCAUCAUCAGGAAACGCAAACGCAUCGCCAUGGGUCAUUGCCAUCCGCAACGCCAAAAUUGAGGCCUUGCCCUCGAUCGUUAACGCCGGUAUCUUGACGAGUGCUUGGUCUGCGGGCAACGCCUACCUCUACAUGUCCAGUCGGGCUUUGUAUUCACUGGCUGUUGCUGGGAACGCGCCGAAAAUAUUCGCUAAGUGCACGGGAUACGGUUUGCCCAUCUACGCGGUGAUAGCAGCAUCCUGCUUUGCACCACUAGCAUAUCUCAACGUGGCCUCCGCAGCCGGCGAAGUUUUCAAUUGGUUCAUCAGCCUCACGAACACAGCAGGUUAUACCAGCUGGAUCGUCUGCUGUGUCAUACUGCUACGGUUUCGCAAGGCCUGCGCAGCGCAGGGUGUUUCAGUGCCUUAUCAGUCGAAGAUUCAGCCUUACGGAGCAUACAUUGGCUUAGUAACUUUUACCUUCUUGCUUCUCAUGAAUGGCUUCACGCAAUUCUAUCCGGGCCAAUUCACAGCUUCUGGAUUUUUAACAACCUAUUUGGGAAUUCCUCUCUUUCUGGCGCUCUGGCUUGGACACAAGGUCUUCGCUGGUAGACAAGAUCCGUGGUUGCAGCAUCCACUAGAGACUGAUUUGACAACUGGGUUGAGAGAGGUCGAGAAUGAUGCAGCUAUGUGGACUAGACUAGAAGAGAUGAAACAUGGAGCAGCUGGGAACAAUAAGUGGGUGAAGAAGUUAUCCGUCUUAUGGGGUUAG
Didymosphaeria variabile is the source of this 1692-nucleotide messenger RNA. RefSeq lists its product as uncharacterized. Lineage: Eukaryota; Fungi; Ascomycota; Dothideomycetes; Pleosporales; Didymosphaeriaceae. Bases 1 to 1692 code for a protein of 563 amino acids. Gene Ontology annotation, cellular component: membrane. The transcript has 2 exons. The record is from RefSeq and is a predicted model, not a curated record. Gene Ontology annotation, biological process: amino acid transmembrane transport. Gene Ontology annotation, molecular function: amino acid transmembrane transporter activity.